This is a messenger RNA of Dichomitus squalens LYAD-421 SS1, 534 nucleotides long. RefSeq lists its product as uncharacterized. Lineage: Eukaryota; Fungi; Basidiomycota; Agaricomycetes; Polyporales; Polyporaceae. The transcript has 2 exons. Gene Ontology annotation, molecular function: DNA-binding transcription factor activity; protein dimerization activity. The coding region runs from base 1 to 534 and encodes 177 amino acids. Gene Ontology annotation, cellular component: nucleus. The record is from RefSeq and is a predicted model, not a curated record.
AUGACGAACGACGAGUGGGCUCGUAUCAGAAAAGAUAACCAUAAAGAAGUCGAGCGCCGACGACGUGGAAACAUCAACGAGGGCAUCAAUGAGCUCGGGCGGAUCGUGCCGAACGGGUCGGGCGAGAAGGCCAAGGGCGCGAUCCUCUCGCGCGCGGUGCAGUACAUCCACCACCUCAAGGAGAACGAGGCGCGCAACAUCGAGAAGUGGACGCUUGAGAAGCUGCUCAUGGACCAGGCGAUGGGCGACCUGCAGGCGCAGCUCGAGGAGAUGCGCCGGAUGUGGGACGAGGAGCGCGUCGCGCGCCAGCGCGCGGAGGCCGAGCUUGAGCUCCUGCGGGGGCAUACGGCCGGUGCGGCUGCAGCUGGGGCGGCGGGGGGUGCAGGGAGCACAGCGACGACUGCGUCGGACGCUGCUCCAAAGGGGUCGCCAAAGGAGAAUGGCAAGCGCGGGCGGGAGGAAGGAGAAGACGAGAAGGGCGACGAUGAGGAGGUGGACGGGGAGGAGAGGUCGAAGAAGCCACGCGUGGGGUGA